Spodoptera littoralis (African cotton leafworm) is the source of this 819-nucleotide messenger RNA. Lineage: Eukaryota; Metazoa; Arthropoda; Insecta; Lepidoptera; Noctuidae. The record is from the annotation of a GenBank genome assembly.
AUGUUCCAUUGCUCAUAUAAAAAGAAAAAAUAUGCACUGAGAAAUUAUCAGUUACAGCUUAGUACUGCGAAAGUAAACAUACAAACCUGCAAAAUGUACAAGAUCUUCCUCAUCGCCGCUGUAGUUGCGAUGGUCACCGCGCGGCCACAAGACGGUCAUGGUCACGAUCAACACCACGGUCACGGCCACGCCAUCUCCUCGCAGAGCAUCGUACUGCACCACUCUCAAGAGAUCAAGCACCCCGUACACCACAAAGAGCACCAUGGAGAACAACACCACCAUGAGGGUCACCACCAAGAAGAAGAACAACAACAAGAUAACCACCACCACCACGAGGAACAAAAUCAUGACGAACACCAUUAUGAUGGACAUCAUCAUGAGCAGUACCACCAUGACGACCACCACUACGAGCAGUACCACCAUGAUAAUCGUCAUCACGAACAGUCCCGCCAUGAGGAACAGCAUCAUGAGGAACAACAUCACGGAGAGCACCAUCACGAAGAACACCAUGGACACGCCUCCUCCUCACAGAGCAUCAAGCAGUACCAUGGAAAGGCCACUGAGAAACACGUCGAGUACUAUGCUCAUCCCAAAUACGAGUUCGCAUACAAGGUCGUGGACCCUCACACCGGUGACAAGAAGUCCCAGCAUGAGGCUCGUGAUGGUGAUGUAGUGAAGGGCGUGUACAGUCUGCAUCAGCCUGAUGGCUCUGUCAGGAUCGUAAAGUACCACUCUGACAAGAAGGCUGGAUUCAAUGCCAACGUGCAUUACGAAGGUCACGCCAUUCAUAUCGUUCCUGAGCACCACCACCACCACUGA